Capsicum annuum is the source of this 2519-nucleotide messenger RNA. Its product is annotated as DEK domain-containing chromatin-associated protein 4. Gene Ontology annotation, cellular component: nucleus. NCBI's taxonomy places the organism in Eukaryota, Viridiplantae, Streptophyta, Magnoliopsida, Solanales, Solanaceae. The coding region runs from base 288 to 2225 and encodes 645 amino acids. Gene Ontology annotation, molecular function: DNA binding; histone binding. The transcript has 13 exons. The record is from RefSeq and is a predicted model, not a curated record. Gene Ontology annotation, biological process: chromatin organization; regulation of double-strand break repair.
UACACUAUAAAAUACAAUAAAGUAAAAUAAAAAUAUUUUUUAUACAUAAAAAUGCCAAAAGCUGCCGCUGUUUUUUUGAGUCAAAAACAAAGAAAGAGAAGAGUUCACAUCACUUCACUUCACUUAGCUCUCAAAGUUCCCUGUUGGCGAACGCCGAACAGUUUAAAACAGUGAAUAAUGUAAAGAGGAUUCAUCUAGCUUAGUGUGUGUAUGCUCCAAAGUUUGAGAUUAUCUUCUGUUACGUGCUCAAGGGUUCUGCAUUGACCUGUUAGAGUUGAACUUUAGUUAUGGGAGAGGGGGACACGGUCACGGAAUUAGUUGAGGUAUCUGCCAACAACAACGUGGCGGCGGAAGAUAAGAGUGAAGCCUUCAUGGAGAAGAAGAAUGCCGAAAAGGAUGAAAGAAAGGAAGUAGAAGAAGAGUGCAAAGAAGCUGAUGAGAAGGAUAUCGUGAACAUGGAUAUAGACAAAGAAGCAGUGAAAGAAAAUGCAGAGAAAGCUGACCAGGUAAGCACAGAUGCGGUUGAGACGAUGGACAAAGAAACUGCUGAAAAACCAGAUACACACAAAAAGGUGGCUGAAGAUGUAGCGAAUAAACAGAAAGAAGAAAAAGAAAACCCUGAAGGGCACGACGUUGAGAAAGGAGCAAAGAAGAGGGAUAAAUCUGAGAGUGCUGCUCCGAAGAAAGAUCGGAAGAGGAAAAGGCAAGUGGAGGACAAGAAGGAACCGGAGCCUAAAACACAUGAGAAGGAUAUCGAGAACAUGGAUAUAGACAAAAAAGAGGUGAAAGAAAACAAGGACAAAUAUGCGGAAGAGAAGCCAGAAACCAAGUUUGAGGUGAUGGACAAAGAAACUGCUGAAAAACCAGAUAAAGACAAAGAGGAGGCUGAAGAUGUAGCCGAUAAACAGAAAGAGGAAAAAGAAAGCGCCAAAGAGCAUGACGUUGAGAAAGGAUCAAAGAAGAGUGAUAAAUCCGAGAGGGAUGCUCAGAAGAAAGAUCGGAAGAGGAAAAGGCAAGCGGAGGAGAAGAAGGAACCGGAGCCUAAAACACCUCUGCCUUCAAAAAUUGAACGGCCUGUACGUCAACGCAAAUCUGUUGAAAGGCUGGUUGCAAUUAUUGAAGGAGAAGUCACCAAGGAAAUCAUUAUUGAAAAGGGUCGCGGAACUGCACUGAAGGAUAUCCCAAAUGUGGCAUACAAAUUAUCCAAAAUGAAAGCUGAUGACACUCUCAAAUUGCUACACACAAUUCUCUUUGGACGACGGGGAAAGGCAGCUCAAUUCAAGAGUAAUAUUUCACAGUUUUCCGGCUUUGUGUGGCAUGAAAAUGAGGAAAAACAAAAGAUGAAAGUAAAAGAAAAGCUUAACAAGUGUGUAAAAGAGAAGCUGUUGGAAUUAUGUGAUGUACUCGAUAUACCUGAUGCCGAGGAUACAUCAAGAAAGGAAAACUUAGAAUCACAGUUGCUGGAUUUUUUACUUGCUCCUCAUCCUACGACAUCUGAGUUACUCGCUGAAAAGGACCAGUCAAGUAAAGGAAAGAAGCAUGAAAGAGCGAGCAAAAAGAGUCCUUCGUCAGGUUCAACUAAGAGUAAGGCUGAGAAGAAGAAAAAGAAUGUGAAUGAACUAAACGAUGAUCAGGACGAGGGACAUGAAGUGACAAAGGCUAAUGGUGUUCACGAGGGAACCGAUGGAGAGAUGUCAAAUCAAGCUGAAAGUGAGGAGGAAAGCGGUACAUCUGAAGAAAAAACCAAGAAGCACAAGAAGAAGCGUAAGCGAAGUUCAAAUAAGGAACGUUCAAAUUCAAAGAAAAAUGAUAAUGAUGAUGCAAAUCUGAAAGUGUAUUCAAAGAGAAAUACUACUGAAACGGCUAAGGGAAAGUCAUCUGCACAAAAGAAGCCUGGUUCAAAAGACAAUACUGGGAAAGAAGUUCCGAAUGGGAAGGGCCAUAAGAAAAAAGAUAAAUUGUGGCCAAGUGAUAAGGAACUCAGAAAAGCAAUUUGUGAAGUUCUAAAAGAAGUCGACUUUAACACGGCUACCUUUACUGACAUUGUCCAGAUGCUUGGCAAGCGGUAUGAUACUGAUCUUACACCUAGAAAGACAUCUGUGAAGAAUAUGAUCCAGGAUGAACUCACUAGGUUAGCCGAUGAGGCUGAGGCUGAUGAAGCGGGCGAUGAAGAAAAUGCUGAAGAGGAUGAAAAACAGCCUUCCGUCCAAAGCGUAGAGGCUUGAAAGCAUAGCGCAAACCAAGGAAAGGAAGAAGCCUAUAUUGUCUUAUCUCUAUAUCCGACCCUUUCUUCCCCGGUUGAUGUCUGAAUUGCGGUCUAUAAUGAGCUCGACCGCGUGUAGUUUUAACUCACUGGUUAGUAAGUUGUAGAACUAGAAAUGUCAAGUUUUGGUGCAGGAUUGCAGCUUAACAUGUAAACAACAUUUGUAGUUUGGUAGUGUUUUCAACCUAUGACAUUAAGGGGUAGGAGGGAUAAGGAUAACUGAUUUCCGGAUUAAUUUAGAAAGGAGUUUAUCCGA